Glarea lozoyensis ATCC 20868 is the source of this 1314-nucleotide messenger RNA. Its product is annotated as Protein kinase-like (PK-like). The record is from RefSeq and is a predicted model, not a curated record. Gene Ontology annotation, molecular function: protein kinase activity; ATP binding. Bases 1 to 1314 code for a protein of 437 amino acids. Gene Ontology annotation, biological process: protein phosphorylation; spliceosomal complex assembly; regulation of mRNA processing. The transcript is spliced from 4 exons. Lineage: Eukaryota; Fungi; Ascomycota; Leotiomycetes; Helotiales; Helotiaceae.
AUGUCAACUCUCCUCAAGAGGGCGAGGGUUAUCAGCCCAAGAAAACCAUUACUUCCACUACGCUUUCCCAAAACAGGCUUCCACGUGGUCAGCGAUGACCUAGCCCUAGAUGAGGAGCAUUAUGAAGGCUUUCACAGAGGACAUUACUUUCCUGUAAAUAUUGGCGACGUUUUCAAGUCAAAGUAUCAGGUUCUCGGAAAACUGGGAUGCGGUGAAACAUCAACGGUAUGGCUAGCCCGCGAUCUCGAAGCACAUUCUCAUGUUACUCUCAAAGUAUAUACUCGAGAUGGGAACCCACAGGACGAAUUCCAGAUCUAUCAGCGUUUGAGUAAAGGCAACCAUUCGCAUCCAGGCUAUUCUCAUGUCAGAACUGCACUCGAAACAUUUACAAUACCUCGUCUUGGUGGUGACCACACUUGUCUUGUUCAAAAGCCAAUGUGGGAAAGCUGGGAGGACCUAACAUACCGCAUUUCGGACGGAAUUUUUACAGAGGAGCUUCUAAAAGGUUCCCUCAAACACUUGUUCUUAGCACUAGACUACCUGCAUACAGAAUGUCAAGUCGUGCAUACUGACAUCAAAGCCGAUAAUGUUCUUCAGCAGAUAAAAGAUCAAUCUAUUCUGGACGAUUUCACCAAAGGUGAGAUGGAACAUCCAUCUCCAAGAAAAAUAGUGGAUGACAUGACAAUCUACGCAUCGAGGCAACUGGGCGUUCCAAGGUACUUCGGGAGAGCCGUAUUGAGUGAUUUCGGCUCAGCAGUACGAGGUGAUAAAAAGAGGAACCAUAACGCAGGACCACAGAUAUACAGAGCGCCUGAAGUAAUGGUAAAAGCGGCCUUGAGCUAUCCAGUCGAUAUAUGGAACGUAGGUGUGAUGGUAUGGGAUCUUUUCGAGGAUAGACAUUUGUUUCGUGGAGACGAUCCUGAUGGAAAAGGCUACUCAACUCGCGCGCAUCUAGCAGAGGUUAUUAGUAUGCUAGGUCCUCCGCCUCUAGACUUGCUCGAGCGAGGAACUAGAACAGCUGAGUUCUUUGAUAAAGAAGGAAAAUGGAUAUCUGAGAUGCCUGUUCCACAGGGAACGAGCUUGGAAGAAUCUGAGAUUCGCCUUCAAGGCAGAAACAAAGAAGUGUUUUUGGAUCUCAUGCGAGGAAUGCUUCAAUGGCGGCCUGAAGACAGCGAAGCAGUUGCUCGAACAUCCUUGGAUAACUCAGAUCAUAGAGUGACCUCAAAGCACACUAGAAGCAAAGAGACUUCCUAUCUUUAUUGGCUUUGCUUUUCAGGUAUACAAGUCAAUCUAGUAUUGAACCUCACUGCAUAA